UCCUCUGCUGCACCACAAGCGACCACGCCGCCCUGCCCGCGCGCGCCAGGGAGCGCUCUGCAGACUCGCCGCGCCGCAUGGCUGGAUCGUCGGACCCCGGAGGGGAGUCCCCGCGGCCGCGGAGUCGAGCGGGGGCGGGAGACAACCCGCCCCCGGGGGGCGGCAGGGCCGCCUCCCCCGCCGCCACCGCGCUGUCGCCCGCCGACCUCGCUGCCGUGGAGGACGCGACGCGUAGGCGAGAGGCGGUGCUGCGCCAGCACACGUUCUUCCUGCUCAGGGUGCUGCUUCGCCGCGGAGUCGACCUCGCGCCGCGGGACAAGGCGGGCACGAGCGACCCCUACGUCAAAUUCAAGGUGGGCGGGCGGCUGCUGUACAAGUCGCGCACCAUCUACCGCGACCUCAACCCCGUGUGGGACGAGUCCUUCUGCCUGCCCAUCGAGGACCCCUUCACGCCCGUCCACAUCAAGGUGUUUGAUUAUGACUGGGGCCUGCAGGACGACUUCAUGGGCUCCGCCUACCUCGAGGUCAGCAAGCUGGACCUGGGCAGGGCGACCGAGAUAACGCUGCCGCUGCGGGACCCGGCCAAGACGACGGAGUACCUGGGCGAGCUGCAGCUCACGGCGACGCUGUGGCCCCGCUCCCAGGAGGACAAGGAGCAGUAUUUCCAGCGUAACACUAAACUGAGUGAUGUUAAUCGCCGCCUGAAGAGCCAAAUCUGGAGUUCUGUAGUUACAAUCGUUCUUGUGGAAGGGAAGAACCUCCUGCCAAUGGACAUUGAUGGCUUCAGUGACCCAUAUGCCAAGUUCAGACUUGGAAAUGAGAAAUAUAAGAGCAAAGUAGUCUAUAAAAGCCUUAAUCCUAGUUGGCUAGAACAGUUUGAUCUGCAUAUGUAUGAUGAUCAGUCACAAGAACUGGAAAUAACAAUUUGGGAUAAAGAUCGCUCUAAAGAUGAUUUUAUGGGCAGAUGUAUGAUAGAUUUAACAAACUUUGAGCGAGAAAAGACUCAUCGUAUCUGGCAAGAGCUUGAGGAUGGAGCUGGUUCCAUAUUUCUGUUGUUGACAAUAAGUGGUACAACAGCAUCUGAGACAAUCUCAGAUCUUACAACUUAUGAAGAAAAUCCAAAGGAAAGAGAAAAGUUGCAUCAUCGAUAUGCUCUUGUGAAUAGUUUGCAGAAUCUACGGGAUGUUGGUCACUUGACUGUAAAAGUUUUCAGAGCUCAAGGUCUGGCAGCAGCAGAUCUUGGUGGAAAAUCAGAUCCAUUCUGUGUGCUUGAGCUUGUAAAUGCUCGUUUACAGACACAGACAGAGUAUAAGACACUGUCACCAUCAUGGCAGAAGAUAUUCACAUUCAAUGUGAAAGAUAUCAACUCUGUGCUGGAAGUAACUGUAUAUGAUGAAGACAGGGAUCAUAAAGUUGAGUUCCUAGGAAAAGUGGCAAUCCCACUCCUAAGGAUAAGAAAUGGGGAGAAAAAAUGGUAUGCCCUAAAAGACAAGAAACUACAUGGACGAGCUAAAGGAAACUGUCCACAAAUAUUAUUGGAAAUGACUGUGAUCUGGAACCCUAUUCGUGCAAGUGUGAGAACAUUAAAUCCAAAAGAAGAAAAAUAUAUGCAAGGAGAAGUAAAAUUCAAACGCCAAGUCUUUGUCAGGAAUGUAAUGAGGCUAAAGGCAAUCAUUAUGAACAUCAUAGACAUAACAAAAUAUGUUCAGAGCUGUUUUGAGUGGGAAUCGACACCAAGAAGUAUUAUAUCAUUUGUGAUUUUCAUAUUUCUGUGUUACUAUUUUGAACCAUAUAUGAUUCCAGUAGCACUGCUGCUGAUCUUCUUCAAGUCAUAUAUAGUCAUGUCACUGACUGGCAGUUGGACAGUACAUGAUGAAGAUGAAGAGCCACUUGGGGAUGAUGAUGAUGAAGAAGAUGACAAAGAUAAGGAGGAGAAGAAGAGCCUGAAGGAAAGGCUGCAGGCCAUUCAGGAAGUGACACAAAGUGUUCAGAAUGCUAUAGGGUACAUUGCAUCAUUAGGGGAGAGCAUCAAAAACACAUUCAACUUUACUGUUCCGUACUUAUCAGUCCUGGCAAUCAUGAUGUGCUUAGCUGGGGCCAUCGUUCUGUACCUUGUGCCAGUUCGAUACCUUAUAAUGGCAUGGGGAAUCAACAAAUUUUCUCGAAAGCUGGUUCGCCCUCAUACCGUCCCUAAUAAUGAAGUACUGGACCUGCUGUCUAGAGUACCUGAUGAUGAGGAUCUGAUUGCUUACAGGGAACUGAAACCUCAUCCCACCAGUGAUCUUGAAAGGCGGAGAGAUCAAAAGAAGAAACAUAAAGUCUCGUAACCUCUGCCAGUGGUGUUUGACACAAGGUGCACAGCAGUGGUACAUAUGUUACAAGCAUUAUGUGAAUCCUGAGGGGUGAAUCAUUCAUUCACUCCAUACACUGAAGAACACUGUGUAUGCCUGUGAGGUUAAAAUUACAGUCAUGCAUAUUCUGAGAGUAUACUUCAGUCAUUCUGAUUCCCUUAUGUAAGACUCUGUGUGCAUAUAACUGUGAUGAGACUGACUUAUUAUCCUUACAACCUCAUAGCCUUUUUUAUUUAUGGACUGUUCACAUUUUUUACUAUUAACAUUCCUACUUUAAUACUUCCAGUUUCAUUAAAAAUAACUCUAAUUCCAUGUAUGUUUGUAGUGAUUGGUCUCUGUUCCUGAUUGUGGUCUAGCUUUGUGUGUGUGUGUGUGUGUGUGUGUGUGUGUGUGUGUGUGGGUGCGUGCGUGUGUUACAAGUUUUGUCAGUUUUUUGGAAACUUACUUUUAGUAAAAACGAGAACAGAGAAGAAAGAGGAUGCAAUGAUAUGAGCAUAGUGUUAGGAUUUUCAUAUUCCAGCUUUGUAAUGGGUCUCAAAAAAUUUUAAUAUGUGGCCUAAUAAAUUUUUUAAGCACUCAUAUUCAGAUCCUUAAAUAAUACUGUUUAUGUUAAGAAGUAAUUUGAAUUGUUAUUACAUAAGCACAAUAUUAAAAAUCUAUCUUUUACUCUGAGAUUUGCCCACAUUGAAAUGCUUUUACAACUGCACAAAAGUGUCUCUAAGCCAAAGUAAGUGCCAUGCAGUGCUUCUAUAUAUAUGUCAUUGUCUUCCUGAAUUCUGUUACUGCAAGGAUACAGAAUUUAAAAUUCUUUUUAUGAAAAGAAAUAUUAAUCUGCACAAAUGCUAUUCUUCCUUGCCAGACAAUUUUGUUGUGUGUAAAGAAUUCUUCUUCAUUUUUCUGUUUUUGUUUUCCAUCACUGUGUUACACAAAUUUUAAAAGAACAAAUAGUGCUUGAAAUGUUCCUUCUGGGUUUUAAUAAAGCUGUGACUGACAGGGCUUUUUGUAUGAACUUGUUUUUGUCUACAGAAUUUUAAAAUAAUAAUAAAUGUUACAUAUAAUGAACAGUAUGAGUACAGUAUAAAAUAUGACAGUUAAUUCAGAUGGAACACCAAGCUAAAAGAGAAGGUAACUUGUAUAAACAAAUAAAAUAUUAUGAAUAUGAGAGCAGCAGUAUAAUUAUAUUGUCAAGUGAUUUGUGACUGCAUCACUGCAUUUGAAAAUAUUUGCUUAUAAAAUAUUCACAUCAUGUGUAUAUCUUAAAUAGGUAUUACCAGAGCAUUGCAGCCAAGCACCUGUUUCUAAAUAAAACAUUAAGAAAUUGGUUCUUGUUGUGACAAAGUCUCAUGUGUGGAGGCUUGGCAUAAAAUACUGUCAAAUGGAGGAGCUUACAACAAAUGAAAUAUUUAAAUGUAUUUUGUUACAGUCUAUAAAGUUUUGCAUUUUCAUCAAGUAACUUCUUUUGAAAAAAUAUGGAACAUCUUCAGAUCUAUUACAGAUAAAUAAGAGGCAUGGUAAUUAACUUCACAUACUGUGUAUAAUUUUAUCUUUGCAACAACUGAUUUUAGAAGUACUGAUUUUGUCAUCUUGGUGUCCAUUACAUAGACAGUGACACCUCUGAAUUUCUUCUUAAUUUGUAUCUCUCCACUCGUCUAUAAAUCCAGCUACAUCUAUUCUGUGUAUCUUAUGGCCACUUGAGUGCUGUGCACAUUACUUGUGAAUGGUUGGCUGUUCUGCUGUUACUAUGGUUUCAAAUAAACAGUUUUACUUCAUCAAACACGUGUAAUACAAAAUCUUAAACAUGGCUCUGAAUUGGCAACAGUGUAAAUCUUAAGAGAUUGAAAAACUCAGCCAACCAGUUGCAAAACAAAGGUUUAUUAGCCCUUCACCCAAGUUACAAUAUUUCUAAAAAUAUCUUCUGCAGAAGGAGUGGGCCUUGUUACAUAACAUGAUAGUACAUUAAAACAGCUGAAGCCUAGUGGCUCUUGUCAUAUAUGAAAUUGACAAAUUACCCCUAGCCAUAGCUUUAGAUAGCAGCCAGAUUACAUUUAGUAUACUCCAGGAUGAAUGCUCACUGGUAAAUGCCCACAGGUAAAGGCUCUUGAAAACGUAAAAUUAUAACAGGAGUCACAGGAUAAAAUGUUUGUCUGUUGUAAGUGUAUAUCAUGCUAGAGACAGAGCCUGUGGGAUUUCCUGGUGAUCAUUCAUUCUGAAGUACAGUAAAUGUAAUCUGGCUGCUAUCUAAAGCCAUGGCUUGGGAUAAUUCUUGUUUUUGUCAAUUUCAUAUAUGAUAAGAGACACUUGGCUUCAGCUAUUCCAAUGUACCAUCAUGUGAUGUAACAAGGCCCACUCCUUCUGAAGAAGAUAUUUUUAGAAAUAUCAAAACUUACGUCAAAAGAUAAUAAGCACUAAUAAAACCUUGUUCUGCAACUGGUUGGCUGAUUUUUUUCACCCUCUUCAUGUGUGUAUUAGAUUGGCUAGAAACCAUCACACUUAGUAAGACUUUUACCUUUAACAGAUCUGAAGAACUUGAGUAUGUCUACAACAAUGGAUGACACUGUAAAAGAAGUGUAACAUUAGACUGUAACAAAAAAUAUUUCAGUUACUGAUGUUCUGAAUUUUAUUCUUCAAUAUUGUAUUAUUUUUUGCAAUAUAAAAAAAAACGAGAUCGAUUGUACCCUGUCUUUCAUCAUAUAUUGUGACUAAGUUAAAUUAUCUGCCAACUUUACGUGCUAUUAUUUAAACAUUUUAUGAACAUGCAAACUCAAAACACAAUGUUGUUAUCUCCAAUAUUAGCAUAAAAGUAAGAUUUAUUCAAAUUAAUGCAUCUUUUUUAAGUUUAAUGUAGCUAAAGAAGUCAAUUAUGCAUUGGAAAAAGGUCUCUCAUAAUUCUGCUGUAAUAGAUGGGAGUAUCCAUUUUUGCAUUCAUGGAUAUGUUCAUUCUCUCCAUCCUGAAAUAAAAUAACUACUGAAAUUAUUGUCUCAAUUGUGUUAUACUGGUACUAAUGGGGGUGGGUGGGGGAAGGGAGAAAGCAUAAAUAGGACUAGAUGGUGGAGCUAAAAGUUGUGUUCAAAUUGUAACAUGUAAGGAACAACUUCAAAGGCACCACAGUGUGAGAGUGGUAUUACUGUAAUUUAUGAUGUCAGAUAAUCCAGUUGUAAUGCAUUGAUGCUAUUACAUAUGCACUGUUCACAAAUGUUUUACCUACUUACUAUUCUGAGCAUAAGUAUGUCAUACAUUCAUUACAUUCCUUAUGACAAUAUUUAUUUUUUUAUUUGUUACUCUUUAUUAUAGUUAAAAAAUCUAGUCUCUCUGUUAAUGUAAAUAUGGAGCUAAAAUUGUUGUGUUAAUGGUGAAAAUUGCUGGAAUGUGUGAAUAAAGUUUAUCUUUUACAUUACA
Molecule: messenger RNA, 5748 nt
Organism: Schistocerca gregaria
Lineage: Eukaryota; Metazoa; Arthropoda; Insecta; Orthoptera; Acrididae
Gene: Mctp
Product: multiple C2 and transmembrane domain-containing protein
Exons: 17
Coding region: 78-2327 (749 amino acids)
Biological process (GO): regulation of neurotransmitter secretion
Cellular component (GO): synaptic vesicle membrane
Molecular function (GO): calcium ion binding
Source: RefSeq, a predicted model, not a curated record